This is a messenger RNA of Drosophila nasuta, 1427 nucleotides long. Its product is annotated as transforming growth factor beta-1-induced transcript 1 protein. The record is from RefSeq and is a predicted model, not a curated record. Lineage: Eukaryota; Metazoa; Arthropoda; Insecta; Diptera; Drosophilidae. The coding region runs from base 205 to 744 and encodes 179 amino acids. Gene Ontology annotation, molecular function: transcription coregulator activity. Gene Ontology annotation, cellular component: nucleus; Z disc. The transcript is spliced from 5 exons.
CGAUUUCUUCUUGUUGAUUUCCAGUCAAUUUAUCGUUUUCCUUACUUUUUUUGUGUUUGUUGUUGUUGCUGCCCGAAGGAAAAUCUCAACUGAAAUUUUUUUACACUCGCUGGUGCAAAAAAAAAGAGCGCAAAAAAAAUAAUAAAACAAAUUGAAAGUCAAGCGGCUAAAAGCGAAAAACAAAACGAAGAAGAAGCAACAAAAAUGUCGGAGCCGGCAUCGAUUUGUCACAAGUGCAAUGAGGUCAUACAGCAACGCAUCAUUACGGCCCUGGGCAAGACCUGGCAUCCGGAGCACUUUGCCUGCAAGGACUGCAAUCGCCCCAUCACCGAGGCCACCUUCCACAUACAGAGCGACGAGCCCGUCUGCUCCGAUUGCUUUGUGAGCAACUAUUCGGGCACUUGCUUUGGCUGCAAGCAGCCCAUCUUGGAGCGCACGAUCAAGGCGAUGGAACAGACGUGGCACGAGGAGUGCUUCGUCUGUGGCGGACCAUGCAAGAAGCCUUUGGUGGGCACCUCGUUCUAUGAGCGCGAGGGUCGUCCCUACUGUCGCAUCGACUUUGAGCAACUGUUUGCGGCACGAUGCGCCGGCUGCAGUCAGCCCAUCACGGAGAAUGCCAUUGUUGCAUUGAAUGCCAAAUGGCAUCGCGAUUGCUUCAAGUGCAAGAAAUGCGCCUCGCCCAUUACGGCGAGCACGUUUGCCGUGGAGGAUAAUUUGCCGCUGUGCACGGCUUGCUCUGGCUAAGGAAUGCUCUUACCUCCCACACACACACAAACAAACACACACACACACACAAAGAAAUACACCCACAAACAAACACGCACACAAGCACACACACACAUCGAUGUAUAUUAUAGAUGUUUAUGGUAUUUUGUAGAAUUCGCAAAUUGUUGAACAAACUUUAAAAACAUAACACAGAAUGAAAUGAAAUGAAAUGAAAAGAAAUGAACGGAAAGGUCAGGCAAGAAUAUAGAUAUAUGGUAUUCCCUCCUUUCUCUUGCUCUCUCUCUUUCACUCUCUCCCCUCUCCGUCUGGCAGACCACGCACUAAGAUAUAUAUAUAAUAUAAUUUAUGAAAUGCAACAAUUUGUACACGAGAAAUGCAUUUACUGAAGACACCUGCCACACAGAAAACUGUCAGAGUAGAAGAGUAAAAAAGAGGUGGGAUAAAGAGACACAGAGAGGGGGAAGGAGAAAAGAGAGGAGGCCGCCUGUGCAUUAUUCAAAUAUUAAACUAUAUAAUUGUAUUUAGUUGUUAUACACGCAUGAACAAGAAACCUUUGACUAGCUCAUCACGCCUUUCUUUCUCUUUUCUUACUCUCGAUAUAUCUGUCUCGCUCGAUCAUGUUAUCUCUUUCUAAAUCGCAUUGUUAUUCUCAAAACAAUCUUAUUAAAAUAUAAUACAAAAUAUAUAUUUGACAAAUUAAU